Menidia menidia (Atlantic silverside) is the source of this 504-nucleotide messenger RNA. The record is from the annotation of a GenBank genome assembly. Lineage: Eukaryota; Metazoa; Chordata; Actinopteri; Atheriniformes; Atherinopsidae.
AUGGGUCCCAGACGGGAAUCCUCACAGAGGGAUAUCCCAGGACUCCAAGCAAAGGACAGACUGUCUGCUGUCCGGGUGCAGUUCAUUAAUGGAGUCUCUGAUUCUGUGCUGAACCAGCUGCUGGAUAAACUCCUUCAGCACGGUGCUAUGAUUAAUGAGGAGAUGCAGACAGCAAAGACGAAGUCCAGAGCAGAGAAAGCUCCAGAUACCUGUAACAUGCUUCUUCAGCCGAUAGCGUUUUUUGCUGUCCAGCACAUCGAGCGGGGAGUCAGAGUCCCCAUCCAUGUCGCCAUGGCCACGAGCAGACGAGUCAUCCGGCUCACUGUCAGGGCUGACCUGCAGCAGCUCCACAUCCCGCCCAGCAGCACUCUCUGCAGCCUGCUCUGGCCUCCCCAGGUCAUCCACCCUCUGCCCUGUCCUGACCACCGCCUCUUCCUCACCCACAUUACCCUCAGUCCCAGCUACGGGGCCACUAUCACCACCACCAUCAGCCCCAACCACUAA